CGUCUUUUAUUUUGACACUGACCGGAUACAGUGGGUGACGUCAGAGAGUGCGCAUGUCAACCACCCGUACUGCUCACACGUGAAGAAAGUGGACCUCAAACUCUGGUGAACCAAUGUCCAAAGCAAAACAAAAACGAACUAAGCGGCUCUUCCUCGGAAAACUCAAGAGCACAGAUGGAAGAAAGGCUGAUGCUUCCGGUCAUACUAAGAAUUCAGAGCAGCAUGUCAAAAAUCCCAGACAUCCGGAGGAAAUCCGGAAGCAAAGGCUCCAGGACCUCCAGGAAAAGCAGAGAAGGUCAAGAGAGCAGGAGCUGAUGAAGAGGAGAAAUUUACAAAGCUUUCAAAAUGACAUCCUACAACGACAAAGGCAGUUUGAGCAGAGGGAGACAGAGAUGCAGAGUUUGGAGAAGCAUGUUAAUUUUGAGAAUGAAAAUUCAAGAAAGGCAUAUUACAGAGAGUUCAAAAAGGUAGUGGAGGCCUCAGAUGUGAUUCUGGAGGUUUUGGAUGCACGUGAUCCUCUUGGCUGUAGAUGUCCUCAGGUGGAGCAGGCAGUCAUUCAAAGUGGAACCAACAAGAAGAUAGUUUUAGUGCUUAAUAAAAUUGAUUUGGUGUCAAAGGAAAUUGUGGAAAAGUGGAUUAAAUAUCUUCGGAACGAGUUUCCUACCAUCGCUUUCAAAGCAUCCACUCAGCAACAGUCAAAGAACCUGAAACGCAGUAACGUACCAGUCACACAAGCCACCACCGAGCUUCUAAGUAGCAGUGCUUGUGUUGGUGCAGACUGCUUGAUGAAGCUACUCGGCAACUACUGUCGGAAUCUGGACAUAAAGACAGCCAUCACUGUAGGUGUUGUAGGUUUUCCUAAUGUGGGAAAGAGUAGCUUGAUUAACAGUCUGAAACGAGCACGUGCCUGUAGUGUUGGAGCCACUCCUGGCGUCACUAAGUGUCUUCAACAGGUGCAUUUGGACAAACACAUUAAGCUCCUGGAUUGCCCUGGUAUUGUCAUGGCAACUUCAACGACUGAUGCAGCAAUGAUUCUACGGAACUGUGUGAAAAUCGAGCAGCUUGUAGAUCCCCUUUCUCCUGUAGAAGCCAUUCUUCGACGCUGCAACAAGUCACAGAUCACGGAGCACUAUGGAGUUUCGGACUUUCACACAGCUCUGGAGUUCCUUUCAAUGCUUGCUCGACGUCAAGGCAAACUUAGAAAAGGAGGACUGCCUGACACUGACAAAGCAGCUAAGAGUGUGCUUCUGGAUUGGACCGGGGGAAGGAUCAGCUACUUCACACACCCUCCAGAGACACACACUCUUCCCACACAUGUCAGUGCUGAGAUUGUUACAGAGAUGAGUAAAGCGUUUGACUGGGAUGAGCUGGAAAAGGGAAAUCAGGAAGUUCUUGCAGAGUCAGCUUGCCCUGAUGUCCAAAUGGGGUUCUGCAUGGAAACCACGGGAAUGACACAAGGUGGUCUGAGUGACCCAUUUGCGGACUUGGAAAUGGCUGGGAAGACCUAUGAAGAGCCAGCAUUUAACGAUGAAAGUGAAGUGAUGGAGGAUGAUCAAGACCCAGAGUUCGGACCAAUGACUGUGGAAAUAAAAUCCCAGAAGUCAAAGACUGACUCUGUAGCAAAUGAUGCUGCAUCCAGGGCUCCAGGUUUGAAAGAUAUACUGCAUGUAGAUCCUCUGCAGCAGGGCCAUGCACUCCUUGCUGCCAGCAAGAAAAGGAAAAAGCAACAAAAAAGAGCUGACAAAAUUGCCACCAAACUCUCUGACACUCUGACAUCAGCGAUGGAUUUUUCAUUUUCAGAUAGUUAAAAUAAACUGUUGAAAUAA
This is a messenger RNA of Notolabrus celidotus (New Zealand spotty), 1826 nucleotides long. It is a transcript of the gene gnl3l, whose product is annotated as guanine nucleotide binding protein-like 3 (nucleolar)-like. The record is from RefSeq and is a predicted model, not a curated record. Lineage: Eukaryota; Metazoa; Chordata; Actinopteri; Labriformes; Labridae. Gene Ontology annotation, cellular component: nucleolus. Gene Ontology annotation, molecular function: GTP binding. Bases 114 to 1808 code for a protein of 564 amino acids. The transcript is spliced from 15 exons.